AUCAUGUGGGCUCUGCCCGCGCAGGUUCGAAUCCUGCCGUUCACGCUCUUCGAUUUUUGCUGAGUACGAUUACAGUGGAGUUCAAAUGCUGAUUUCUACUAUUUUGCUACGUUGUCAGAGACAUGGUUCAAAUACUGAACCAGUGUAAAGAUGUUCAACAACCUCAUGAACAAAUGCAAAGAUGUCAAACAAAUGCGCCAAUUUCAUGCCCAUUUCAUCACCACAGGCCUUGCCUCUCUCUGCACUUCUCACAUUCUAGCAAAACUCCUCUACGCAAUUACCACCGUAACCAUAAAAACUUCAUCAUUUGCCACAAAUCCAUUAAGCUACGCGCUAUCAAUUUUUAAUAACAUUCCAAAACCUUCUACCUUUUGCUAUAAUACCAUCAUUAGAGCCCACACCCUUCUCUCUUCACCUCUCAAUGCGCUCCUUUUAUUCUCCCAAAUGCGCACCCUUUCAAUUUCACCUGAUUUUCAUUCCUUCCCUUUUGUCCUUAAAGCUUCUUCUCAACUGGGUUCAUUGUCAUGGGCCCGAGCGAUCCACUCUCAAACCUUAAAAUUCGGGUUUGCUGUUGAUUUGUUCGUUCUGAAUUCUCUCAUUAAGGUGUACCUGGGUUUUGAUUGUGUGGGAGAUGCACAAAAAUUGUUCGAUCAAAGUUCUCACAAAGAUUUAGUUUCUUACAAUACAUUGAUUGAUGGUUACAUUAAACAGGGUGAUAUUGCAAAAGCACGAGAAUUGUUUGAUACGAUGCCGUUUCGUGAUGCUGUUUCGUGGGGUACCCUUAUAGCAGGGUAUGCCCAGAGUGAUCAAUGUCGCGAGGCCAUUCAACUCUUUAAAAAAAUGCUGGAGUUAGAUUAUCGACCGGACAAUAUCGCAUUGGUUUCUGCUCUUUCUGCUUGUGCGCAACUGGGACAAAUAGAACAUGGAAAAUUAAUUCAUGAUUACAUUGAGCUUAAUGGAGUUCAAAUCGAUUCGUUUUUGUCAACUGGGUUGGUUGAUUUCUAUGCCAAGUGUGGUUUUAUUGAGACUGCCAUGAAUAUAUUUGAGUCAAGCCAAACAAAAAAUUUAUUUACGUGGAAUGCAAUGCUUAUUGGGCUUGCAAUGCACGGUCACGGGCAAUUAUCACUAGUUUAUUUUUCAAGAAUGAUAGAAGCUGGAAUUAAACCUGAUGGUGUCAGUUUCUUGGGGGUUUUAGUCGGAUGUAGCCAUUCAGGUCUAGUUGAUGAAGCACGGAAGCUUUUUGAUGAGAUGGAUUGUGUUUUUGGGGUUUCUAGGGAGCUUAAACAUUACGGUUGCUUGGCUGAUUUGCUUGGACGUGCUGGUUUGAUUGAAGAAGCAAUGGAAAUGAUAAAGAAGAUGCCAACGGGAGGCGAUAUGUUUGUUUGGAGUGGUUUACUUGGAGGAUGUAGGAUACAUGGAAAUGUUGAGAUAGCUGAAAAAGCUGCAGAGCAUGUGAUGGAGUUGAAACCUGAAGAUGGUGGGGUUUACAAAAUGAUGGCUAAUGUUUAUGCCAAUGCGGAGAGAUGGGAAGAUGUAGUUAAGAUUAGGAGAUGUCUUGAUGUUAGGAAAGUCAAGAAGAAUGCAGGUUGUAGUUUGAUUCAUUUGAAUGGGGUCAUGCAUGAGUUUGUAGCUGGUGACAGUUUGCAUCCUGAAACUGAUGAGAUUUAUCUUGUUCUAAAUGGAAUUUGGAAACAUCAAUUCGAAUUUUGCUAAAAUGCAGUUCACUUGUGUUAUUUUUGUUGAAGUGAAAGGUAGUGUAAAUGUAAUAUAUGUUAUGCUACAUGGCUCCAGAAAUCUCUCUUCUAUGUCGCCCUGUAUGCAUGCCGCAGAUCCAGACUUAGCUCUGCUUUGGCAAGUCAAAAUUAAAGAUGAUGGGUGGUAUAAGAGAAGCAAUAGUGCAAGAUAGGGACCCUAACAACACCAAAAAUGAAAGCAUAUGCUCCCACAGCUAAUAAUGGCCAAUUUCAGGAUCAUCAGAGCAGUAAAACAAGAGCAAUAAGAGGGGAUUUUGUGCCGGUGUACAUGGCGAUAGGGAUAAUAGCCUUAUCAUUGUCUCUGGAACUACAUACUGAGAAGCAGCAGCUCAUGCACUCACCAGGAGCUGGAGUUAAGAAGGAGGAAGAGAGACGCUGCCAGAAGUUUACCUCCCGGAUAAGGUGGUGGAUGAGGCCGAUAAGUUUGUGAAGAAAUCUUUUUUCAGAAAGGUGGCCAUGUUUAGGAGUUUGAAUAUGGUGAUUAUGUAUUCCUGAUCCCAUAAGAAAGCAUGCUUUGGCUCAUAAACCAGGGGCCAAGACUCUCUAGUCUCUUGAUGUUGAUCCCAAGCCUCAUUGAAGUGAUUUUACCUAUAGAUUUGGAUAAGGAUUUUGUACAAGGAUUUCAACUUCUAAUUUUUAUAAAUACAAGGUGGACAAGCUUUGAAUCGAUUUAAUACAA
This is a messenger RNA of Mangifera indica (mango), 2433 nucleotides long. RefSeq names its product pentatricopeptide repeat-containing protein At5g61800. Gene Ontology annotation, biological process: RNA modification. The transcript has a single exon. Bases 151 to 1713 code for a protein of 520 amino acids. The record is from RefSeq and is a predicted model, not a curated record. NCBI's taxonomy places the organism in Eukaryota, Viridiplantae, Streptophyta, Magnoliopsida, Sapindales, Anacardiaceae. Gene Ontology annotation, molecular function: RNA binding; protein binding.